Thermothielavioides terrestris NRRL 8126 is the source of this 1744-nucleotide messenger RNA. RefSeq lists its product as uncharacterized. Bases 283 to 1617 code for a protein of 444 amino acids. Lineage: Eukaryota; Fungi; Ascomycota; Sordariomycetes; Sordariales; Chaetomiaceae. Gene Ontology annotation, molecular function: nucleobase transmembrane transporter activity; nicotinamide riboside transmembrane transporter activity. The transcript has 3 exons. Gene Ontology annotation, biological process: nucleoside transmembrane transport. Gene Ontology annotation, cellular component: plasma membrane; fungal-type vacuole membrane. The record is from RefSeq and is a predicted model, not a curated record.
GCCAAUUGGAGACAGCUCGACCGGACCCCCGACAUCUCUAACGGCAAUGGCAAUGCCACAACCACGAUAGCGCUUGCUCCUUCGGGGAUCCGGAGAACGCCGUACUUGCGGUGACAGCCGCAUUCCGCACCUCCAGACCGCCCCGCUCUCUGCCCGGCCGAGCCCAGAAGCCCAGAAGCUCGUGAUCCGAACCACGGGACAAGAGCUACAACACCUCGCGGCUGGCAGGGUGGCAUCGUUGUCGCUGGUGCUGAACCGCCGUUGCGGAACGGGAGGGACGAAAUGGCGACGGCCAUGGAUCGCAUCAGGGCGUUCUUUGCGCCAGUCAAGGCGAGCACCGACGAGUACGAGCCUAUCGCAGAUGGCGACGCGGACACACUUGAGGGGUCGACUUUUGAGGAAGGGGCGCCAUUCUCCUGGCUCAAGUACUCCGUCUUUGCCUUGAUCGGCAUGGCGAUGCUAUGGGCGUGGAACAUGUUCCUCGCUGCGGCGCCCUACUUCAACAUCCGCUUCCAAGCCGACCCCUGGAUCUCUGCCAACUCACAGUCGGCCAUUCUCACGACGUUCACGGCGGUCAGCUUGGUCACACUACUUAUCCUGGCCGGCCGCCAGGCCUCGGCAAACUACCCCGCUCGCGUCAGCGCGGCCCUUAUCAUCAACGCUGGGGUGUUCAGCCUGCUGACCCUCUCCACCUCAUCCUUCCUCGACGCUUCGCCGCCGGUAUACCUGGCAUUCCUCCUCCUCAUGGUCGCCAUGACGGCCUUCGCCGCCGGGCUGAUGCAGAACGGCGCCUUCUCCUUCGCCGCCAGCUUCGGGCAGCCCGAGUACACACAAGCCAUCAUGGCCGGGCAGGGCGUAGCCGGCAUCCUGCCUCCGCUGGCUCAAAUACUAUCCUUUCUCGCCUUCGACGACUCUAGCUCUUCCGCGCCCGGCCAACCAGGUGGCGAAGCUCACCCCGCACCACCGUCAUCGCCAUCGCCGCCACCCCCCGACAACGGCAACAAAGGAGAAGAAGAAGACGGAGAAACCGCCCCCGGCCAUGCGGCCCCGCCCCCCGCCCGCCGCUACGUCCCGCUCGGCACGCUGCUCCGCAAGCUCCGCUGGCUGGCCGCCGCCGUGGUCACCUGCUUCGCGCUGACCAUGUUCUUCCCCGUCUUCACGGCCAAGAUCCUGUCGGUGCACGACCCCACCGCCGGCGCCGGCGCCGGAGCUGGCCGCCUGUUCGCCCCCGGCGCCUUCAUCCCGCUCGGCUUCUUCUUCUGGAACCUCGGCGACCUGGCCGGCCGCGUGUCCACCCUGCUGCCGUGCUGCUCGCUGCGCCGCCGGCCGCGCCUGCUGUUCGCGCUCGCGCUGCUGCGCGGCGCCAUCCUGCCGCUGUACCUGCUCUGCAACCUGCAUGGGAGGGGGGCGGUGGUGGAGAGUGAUGUGUUUUACUUGGGCGUCGUGCAGGUGCUGUUUGGGCUGACGAAUGGCUGGGUCGGGUCGAGCGCCAUGAUGGCUGCCGGUGAGUGGGUUGCGGAGGGCGAGAGGGAGGCCGCGGGUGGGUUUAUGGGCUUGUGUCUUGUCGCGGGGCUGGCUGUCGGGAGUGUGCUCAGCUUUAGUGCCGCAGGCGUGUGAGCGGCGGAGUUGGGAUGUCAAGGUGCGGUUUUGGGAGGAGGGUUCCGAUUCAUGUUAGGGUUUGGCGUUGGGUGUGUAUUCGGGUGCAUUUAGUCUCUAUUUUUGUUUGGGCACAGCAGCGGACCCG